UCGAGUCCUUCGUUCUUGGUCCUCCAUUCAAGCUCUCCACACACCUAUACACUUCUCUCUUGCUUCCAUUGGGCAAAGCUGUAAAGCGGCCGUCGAGUGACUUUGUAGAGUGAGAGAGACUCGUCGGAGAGAAAGAUGAUGUCGUCAAGGGAGCGCAAGAAGCAGGCGGCUGCUCUUCAGGAGAAGCUGAAGAUCCUCCGCUCCAUCACUCAUUCCCACGCUUUGAGCAACACAUCGAUAAUCAUGGACGCGUCGGCGUACAUCAAGGAGCUGAAGCAGAAGGUGGUGAGGCUGAACCAGGAGAUUGCCUGCGCGCAAGAUGCGCUGAGACACAAGUCGUCGUCCUAUCCGACGGUGACCGUGGAAACCCUAGGAGUGCAGGGGUCGUUCCUCGUCAACGUGUUCUCCGACAAGAGCUGCCCGGGGCUGCUCGUCUCCGUCCUGGAAGCCUUCGACGAGCUCGGGCUCAGCGUCCUCCAGGCCACCGCCUCCUGCGCCGACUCCUUCCGCCUCGAGGCUGUGGGCGGCGAGAACGUGGCGGACAACGUGGACGAGCACGUCGUGAAGCAGGCCGUCCUGCAGGCCGUCAGGAACUGCUCCGAGAGCGGCAGCGAGCAGGACGAGGAGUAAGCAGGGGGCAGGCUGAUGAGCGCGUAAGCACACACCAAGCCUCUACUUGCAUUGGUCGUACGUCCUCAUGUCCUGGACCGUAUGUAGUGGUCUUAAGGAUACAUGAAUUAAGCCGAGACCCCUUGUAUGCUAGUAGCUCCGUUCCCUCUCUUUAAUUUGAUUUUUUUUAUUUAUGCUUCUAUUUCCUCUAUCUAUCGGUGCGUGGCAAGAUGAAAUUGCUGCUGCUCCCUAGCGAGUGAGUGCUGAUGAUCCGGUGAAUUCGUUCGUAGCAGCACCAUUUCCUGUGUAAUAGUAUUAUUAGGGGGGAAUGCCGUAAUUUACAUAUAUAUGUCUAUGAUGACAAUAAGAUCGAUCCAUCAUGUAUGCAUGAUGUAAGAAUGAUGAUGGUGGUGGGAGGUUGGAACUUGGAAGCAAAGCUGAAUAGAGCUGGCAUGCAACUA
This is a messenger RNA of Sorghum bicolor (sorghum), 1070 nucleotides long. RefSeq lists its product as uncharacterized. Gene Ontology annotation, biological process: regulation of DNA-templated transcription. NCBI's taxonomy places the organism in Eukaryota, Viridiplantae, Streptophyta, Magnoliopsida, Poales, Poaceae. Gene Ontology annotation, molecular function: sequence-specific DNA binding; DNA-binding transcription factor activity. The transcript is spliced from 4 exons. The record is from RefSeq and is a predicted model, not a curated record. Gene Ontology annotation, cellular component: nucleus. Bases 136 to 630 code for a protein of 164 amino acids.